Molecule: messenger RNA, 13783 nt
Organism: Pan troglodytes (chimpanzee)
Lineage: Eukaryota; Metazoa; Chordata; Mammalia; Primates; Hominidae
Gene: MAGI3
Product: membrane associated guanylate kinase, WW and PDZ domain containing 3
Exons: 22
Coding region: 544-3921 (1125 amino acids)
Biological process (GO): signal transduction
Cellular component (GO): cell-cell junction; cytoplasm
Molecular function (GO): protein binding
Source: RefSeq, a predicted model, not a curated record
GGUUGCGGCUGGUUUGAAAGCGGCAGUUUCCUGGCAGCUUGGGCAGGCGUUGGUCUCCGCGCUACAGCUCCGCAGCGGCCACGAUCGAUCCCGCGACGGGUCUACGCGCGCUUCUGCGCGACCCCGACGGAUUUUUCCCGUUCCCGGCUCUUCCCCCUUCACCUCACCGCCCCCCCGCCUCAGCCUUUCCCGCCGCUCGGGCGCUGAGCCCAGGGACCAGCCGGCGGCAGUGACCCCACCCGAAGCCCCUUCUGGAACCUCCUGGGGACAAUUCCCUUUUCCUUUCUUCAGCCUAACCCGCGGUGGCCCUCGCGGAGUCCGGUCAGCCCCGGGGAGCGCAGCCGGGAGGGGCGUCCAAGGGGCGUCUCGGGUCUGGGAACGGCCGGGCCCCCAGCGGGCUGUGGUCGCGGGGUGGGGGCCGGAGCGGCGAGGCCCCCCUUACCGGGCUGCGCGGGCCGCCCAGGGCCCCCGGGCUGAGACGGGGCCGGAGCGGCGCCCCGGCCGCCCGCGCGGGGUCUCCCCCAUGGUGCAGCGGGGUUCGGGAUGUCGAAGACGCUGAAGAAGAAGAAGCACUGGCUCAGCAAGGUGCAGGAGUGCGCCGUGUCCUGGGCCGGGCCCCCGGGCGACUUCGGCGCGGAGAUCCGCGGUGGCGCGGAGCGUGGCGAGUUCCCCUACCUGGGGCGGCUCCGCGAGGAGCCCGGCGGGGGCACCUGCUGCGUCGUCUCGGGCAAGGCGCCCAGCCCAGGCGAUGUGCUGCUGGAGGUAAACGGGACGCCUGUCAGCGGGCUCACCAACCGGGACACUCUGGCUGUCAUCCGCCACUUCCGCGAGCCCAUCCGUCUCAAGACUGUGAAACCAGGCAAAGUCAUUAAUAAAGAUUUGCGGCAUUACCUAAGUCUUCAGUUUCAAAAAGGAUCAAUUGACCACAAACUGCAGCAAGUGAUCAGAGAUAAUCUCUACUUGAGAACCAUUCCAUGCACUACAAGGGCCCCCAGGGAUGGAGAAGUACCAGGAGUGGAUUAUAAUUUCAUUUCCGUUGAACAGUUCAAAGCACUGGAAGAGAGUGGAGCAUUGUUAGAAAGUGGGACAUAUGAUGGAAACUUCUAUGGAACUCCCAAGCCUCCAGCAGAACCCAGCCCUUUUCAGCCAGAUCCAGUUGAUCAAGUCCUCUUUGAUAAUGAGUUUGAUGCAGAAUCUCAAAGAAAACGAACUACGUCUGUCAGCAAGAUGGAAAGAAUGGAUAGCUCUCUUCCUGAAGAGGAAGAAGAUGAGGACAAGGAAGCUAUUAAUGGCAGUGGAAACGCAGAAAACAGAGAGAGGCAUUCUGAGUCAUCUGACUGGAUGAAGACUGUUCCAAGUUACAACCAAACAAAUAGCUCCAUGGACUUUAGAAAUUAUAUGAUGAGAGAUGAGACUCUGGAACCACUGCCCAAAAACUGGGAAAUGGCCUACACUGACACAGGGAUGAUCUACUUCAUUGACCACAAUACCAAGACAACCACCUGGUUGGAUCCUCGUCUUUGUAAGAAAGCCAAAGCCCCUGAAGACUGUGAAGAUGGAGAGCUUCCUUAUGGCUGGGAGAAAAUAGAGGACCCUCAGUAUGGGACAUACUAUGUUGAUCACCUUAACCAGAAAACCCAGUUUGAAAAUCCAGUGGAGGAAGCCAAAAGGAAAAAGCAGUUAGGACAGGCUGAAAUUGGGUCUUCAAAACCAGAUUUGGAAAAAUCACACUUCACAAGAGAUCCAUCCCAGCUUAAAGGUGUCCUUGUUCGAGCAUCACUGAAAAAAAGCACAAUGGGAUUUGGUUUUACUAUUAUUGGCGGAGAUAGACCUGACGAGUUCCUACAAGUGAAAAAUGUGCUGAAAGAUGGUCCCGCAGCUCAGGAUGGGAAAAUUGCACCAGGCGAUGUUAUUGUAGACAUCAAUGGCAACUGUGUCCUCGGUCACACUCAUGCAGAUGUUGUCCAGAUGUUUCAAUUGGUACCUGUCAAUCAGUAUGUAAACCUCACUUUAUGUCGUGGUUAUCCACUUCCUGAUGACAGUGAAGAUCCUGUUGUGGACAUUGUUGCUGCUACCCCUGUCAUCAAUGGACAGUCAUUAACCAAGGGAGAGACUUGCAUGAAUCCUCAGGAUUUUAAGCCAGGAGCAAUGGUUCUGGAGCAGAAUGGAAAAUCGGGACACACUUUGACUGGUGAUGGUCUCAAUGGACCAUCAGAUACAAGUGAGCAGAGAAUAUCCAUGGCAUCGUCAGGCAGCUCCCAGCCUGAACUAGUGACUAUCCCUUUGAUUAAGGGCCCUAAAGGGUUUGGGUUUGCAAUUGCUGACAGCCCUACUGGACAGAAGGUGAAAAUGAUACUGGAUAGUCAGUGGUGUCAAGGCCUUCAGAAAGGAGAUAUAAUUAAGGAAAUAUACCAUCAAAAUGUGCAGAAUUUAACACAUCUCCAAGUGGUAGAGGUGCUAAAGCAGUUUCCAGUAGGUGCUGAUGUACCAUUGCUUAUCUUAAGAGGAGGUCCUCCUUCACCAACCAAAACUGCCAAAAUGAAAACAGAUAAAAAGGAAAAUGCAGGAAGUUUGGAGGCCAUAAAUGAGCCUAUUCCUCAGCCUAUGCCUUUUCCACCGAGCAUUAUCAGGUCAGGAUCCCCAAAAUUGGAUCCUUCCGAGGUCUACCUGAAAUCUAAGACUUUAUAUGAAGAUAAACCACCAAACACCAAAGAUUUGGAUGUUUUUCUUCGAAAACAAGAGUCAGGGUUUGGCUUCAGGGUGCUAGGAGGAGAUGGACCUGACCAGUCUAUAUAUAUUGGGGCUAUUAUUCCCCUGGGAGCAGCUGAGAAAGAUGGUCGGCUCCGCGCAGCUGAUGAACUAAUGUGCAUUGAUGGAAUUCCUGUUAAAGGGAAAUCACACAAACAAGUCUUGGACCUCAUGACAACUGCUGCUCGAAAUGGCCAUGUGUUACUAACUGUCAGACGGAAGAUCUUCUAUGGAGAAAAACAACCCGAGGACGACAGCUCUCAGGCCUUCAUUUCAACACAGAAUGGAUCUCCCCGCCUGAACCGGGCAGAGGUCCCAGCCAGGCCUGCACCCCAGGAGCCCUAUGAUGUUGUCUUGCAACGAAAAGAAAAUGAAGGAUUUGGCUUUGUCAUCCUCACCUCCAAAAACAAACCACCUCCAGGAGUUAUUCCUCAUAAAAUUGGCCGAGUCAUAGAAGGAAGUCCGGCUGACCGCUGUGGAAAACUGAAAGUUGGAGAUCAUAUCUCUGCAGUGAAUGGGCAGUCCAUUGUUGAACUGUCUCAUGAUAACAUUGUUCAGCUGAUCAAAGAUGCUGGUGUCACCGUCACACUAACGGUCAUUGCUGAAGAAGAGCAUCAUGGUCCACCAUCAGGAACAAACUCAGCCAGGCAAAGCCCAGCCCUGCAGCACAGGCCCAUGGGACAGUCACAGGCCAACCACAUACCUGGGGACAGAAGUGCCCUAGAAGGUGAAAUUGGAAAAGAUGUCUCCACUUCUUACAGACAUUCUUGGUCAGACCACAAGCACCUUGCACAGCCUGACACCGCAGUAAUUUCAGUUGUAGGCAGUCGGCACAAUCAGAGCCUUGGUUGUUAUCCAGUAGAGCUGGAGAGAGGCCCCCGGGGCUUUGGAUUCAGCCUCCGAGGGGGGAAGGAGUACAACAUGGGGCUGUUCAUCCUUCGUCUUGCUGAAGAUGGUCCUGCCAUCAAAGAUGGCAGAAUUCAUGUUGGUGACCAGAUUGUUGAAAUCAAUGGGGAACCUACACAAGGAAUCACACAUACUCGAGCAAUUGAGCUCAUUCAGGCUGGUGGAAAUAAAGUUCUUCUUCUUUUGAGGCCAGGAACUGGCUUGAUACCUGACCAUGGUUUGGCUCCUUCCGGUCUGUGCUCCUACGUGAAACCCGAGCAACAUUAAGGCUUUCAGGGCUUUUCUUGGUCUUUCCUUAAAAAGACUUGGUGAUUGGGAUAUUAAUAAUCCUUCGUCUUCAAAUGUGAUUUAUGAUGAACAGUCACCAUUACCCCCAUCUUCACAUUUUGCUUCCAUAUUUGAAGAGUCUCACGUGCCAGUAAUUGAAGAAUCUUUGAGAGUUCAGAUAUGUGAAAAGGCAGAAGAAUUAAAGGACAUUGUGCCUGAAGAGAAAAGCACUUUAAAUGAAAAUCAGCCUGAGAUAAAGCAUCAGUCUCUUCUCCAGAAAAAUGUGAGUAAGAGGGAUCCACCCAGCAGUCAUGGGCACAGUAACAAGAAAAAUCUAUUAAAAGUAGAAAAUGGUGUUACACGAAGAGGUAGAUCGGUUAGUCCCAAAAAGCCAGCCAGUCAACAUUCAGAGGAACAUUUGGAUAAGAUUCCUAGUCCUCUAAAAAAUAACCCCAAAAGAAGACCCAGAGAUCGAUCCCUCAGCCCCAGCAAAGGGGAAAAUAAAAGUUGUCAGGUCAGCACCAGGGCAGGUUCUGGACAAGAUCAGUGCAGAAAAAGCAGAGGUCGGUCGGCCAGCCCAAAAAAGCAGCAAAAAAUUGAAGGAAGCAAAGCUCCAUCAAAUGCUGAGGCCAAAUUAUUAGAGGGUAAGAGUCGAAGAAUAGCAGGCUAUACGGGCAGUAAUGCUGAGCAGAUCCCAGAUGGGAAGGAAAAAUCAGACGUCAUCAGGAAAGAUGCAAAGCAGAAUCAGUUGGAAAAAAGCAGAACAAGGUCUCCAGAGAAAAAAAGCAAAAGAAUGGUUGAGAAAUCUCUUCCAUCCAAAAUGACUAAUAAGACUACAAGUAAAGAAGUAUCUGAAAAUGAAAAAGGAAAGAAAGUAACCACAGGAGAAACAAGUUCUAGUAACGAUAAAAUAGGAGAAAAUGUCCAGCUAUCAGAAAAGAGGCUGAAGCAAGAACCUGAAGAGAAGGUAGUUUCAAACAAAACAGAAGAUCACAAAGGGAAAGAACUAGAGGCAGCUGACAAAAACAAAGAGACUGGAAGGUUCAAACCGGAAAGCAGUUCUCCAGUUAAGAAAACACUGAUAACUCCAGGGCCCUGGAAGGUUCCAAGUGGAAAUAAAGUCACAGGCACUAUUGGUAUGGCUGAGAAACGGCAGUAACCUUUAGUAUAAAACAAAAAGUUGUAAUCUUUUCUUACAGCAGCAUUUUUCCAGAAAAAGCCUUUUUUUUUUUUCAGAUAUUCUGAAACAGAUAAGUACAUGUUAAUGUGAGCCUCAAGUUACCUAGGCUGCAUGAAGGGCCUUUAGGAUUGCUAAGAACCAACUGUCCCCCUGGCCGGCUGCCCUCCCUCGCUCUCAGGAAGGAGCUGCAUCCACACGCUCAUCUGACCCGCCCUGCUCAGGCUGCCCAGCUCGUCUUCAUGAGUGUCUGAACAAAUGACAUAUGUUGAUAUUAACAAUGUGGUCACAACUCACUUUGUAUUUGUGCCAAGUUAUCUACUGUAUCAUGUCUGUUUUUAUCCUUUUCGUUCAGCUGUUUCCACAGUAAUGAAAAAGUUAGGUUUGGCUUGGAAGUUGAUGAUCUCAAUAGCAUGUUGCAUGUUUACAGAGAGAAAUAUGUGAGUCCUUGCAGAAGAAGAGACUGUUAACUCAUCGUUAAAGAUGGCCGUUGUCUCUUCUAACAGCUACUGAUGAUGUCCCACUUUAAAAAUAAAACCCCCAAACAUCACUACUUUAAGGAAAAAAAAAAUGUAGUCCAAUAUUGAUGCUUUCUUAUGGCUUUUUAUUUUAAUUUGGCUGGAUAAGUUGUUUCAAAUAACUGUUAAAGAUAUUACUUACAAUUGAAUGUUCGAAAUAAGAAAGUACUUUAAGCAAUAGAGUUCAUCUGCUGUGUUAUCCAACCUCGAUGUAUACUUACAGCAUCUCAGGUCACCCUUUUUAUUUCAGUUAUUUAAUUAUGAAACCAUAAAGAAGCAUGUGGAAAUAGUGUUUAUUGCUCUUUGAAGAAAAACCACCAACUAUUUCUGGAUAUUUUGGCUGUACCUACUACUAAAGUCAUUAGUCUUUAAUACAUAAUACAUAUUUGAAAAGUAAACGUAUUAUAUAGAUUAUGUGAGGGACUUAAUCAUGAAACCAGUUUCACAGUCCAAGUACCAACUCUUCUGGUAGCAGGUGCACAAGCUUGGGUGUUUAAAAACAACCUGUGUAGGGUAUGCCCAGCAAAUGAGGACAAAUGUGUAGACAGUACUUACUGGAUCUUAUUUAACUUUUAGCUACAUUAACUAACUUUCUUAUUUAAAAACAAGAAAGGGAGACUAAACAUCUGCUUAGCUUGUACACAUUUUCAGAAUUCUUUUUAAAAGUCUAGUUAAAGAUGUUACUUAGAAGUUGGAGACUGUUAACAACUUCCAUAAAAUAGAUCCAGGUUUUUCAGUUCCCUGAAGCAGCAUUCAGUAGCAUCUAUAUAAAUAAAGGCACCUUCUGAGAAUAAAACUAUUUUAUGGAGUGUGUGAACACACUUGUUCUGUCACCUGGGUUCAUCUUGUUGUGAAGCACAUCCAGGUCCCUCCCUCUGGGAGUCUGACUGUGAAACUCUUUAACCCAACAACUCAAUUAGCCCCUGUAGAUAAGACAUGCUUCCCAGAGUGAGAUUUUUGAAAUCCCCUUUUCAUCCAGAACUAUAUUUACCCACCUAUUGUAACUAUUCAAAUAGAGCAAAAUUAGGAGGCUUGAUAAAUACUAAGAAUUUAGUACCACAGAAAUUAUUUAUUAUUUUCCCUGUAGUCCACAAUUAGUGAUAACGAAUCCUAUUUUUGUUAACUAACUGUGACAUAACUUUGAUGUCAUAUGUUGUCCUAUGUGGUUCUUCCUAAGUAAACUCUGUACUGAUUAUAUACUGACUUAGCAAUGUGGCCUUGGAAUGCUGAGCAAAAUGUGGAUGUACUGGUUGUAAAUGUUUAUAUAUUGUACAGUACCUUUAUAUAUACACUUGAGGUUCUGAUUAGAGAAAGAUCUGUAAAUUGCUCAUUAUUUUUUAUAUAGAUAUUUAAAAAAAACAGUUUAUGGCCUGCAUUUCUUUUACUGUCACAUUGGUUUAAUGUUGCUUUCUAAUGGUGGAGCUAGGUCCCAUCAUAGUCUGAGUCCUCAAAUAGAUUUUGUCCCUCCAAGUAACAAACUUUCAAAGUCCUAAAAUCAGGAAGAGUCUUAUAAUAAUGAUUUUACUUCUAUAGCUAUACUUUUAUUUAUAAAUAGAGUUUGAAAUUCUUUAGAGUUGAAUAUCAUUAUAACCAUUUUUCAUCUUUCAUUGUAAAGAAAAUAGCUUUGGAUAAAUAAUUUGCUACUGAAAAUCCUUAACACUGUUGGGGAGAGAAGAGGAGUUUCUCAUUGGAAAUUCAGCUACUAGACAUUUAUAAUGGAUAUAGUAAUAUAAGUCCAGUUACUACAAGGUCACAAAAUCCCAUUUCAUCAGACUAAUGAUUCACAUUAUCUUUAAAGAUCAUUUAUUUAGUUUUAUACUUACUUUUAGAAUGUUUUGACUUAACUCGGUAUGAAAAGUGCCUGAAACCUACUUCAAGACCAUGGUUAAUUUUAUACUCUUAAGGUGAAAUAUAAAUUCCCACUUACCAUUGCAAGAACUCAUACUAAAAAUAAACCCACAGUCGGGCACAGUGGCUCAUGCCUGUAAUCCCAACACUUUGGGAGGCCAAUGCAGGCAGAUCAUUUGAGGUCAGAAGUUCGAGACCAGCCUGGCCAACAUGGUGAAAUCCUGUCUGUCUCUACUAAAAAUACAAAAAUUAGCCAGGCAUGGCGGCGGGUGCCUGUAAUCCCAGCUACUCAGGAGGCUGAGGCAGGAGAAUCGCUUGAACCCAGGAGGCGGAGGUUGCAGUGAGGUGAGAUCACACCACUGCACUCCAGUCUGGCUGACAGAUGAUGAGACUCCAUCUCAAAAAAAAAAAAAAAAAAAAAAGUAUACCCAAACUUCUAGUUAGUUCCCAGACCCCACAGUGAAGAUGUGCCAUAGCAGAGGCUGCAGAAACAAACACGCAGUAAAAUCGUUUUGUUGUUUUAGUGAACAUAUUUUCUUACUGGUCACAACAGGGAGAAAAGCUUUGAGAUAUUAUUACAUUGUCUCCCUAGUGAGAUUAGAAGGCUAAGAUCCUAUGAUAUUGUCUUUAGUUACAUCAGUCUUGGACCAGGCAGCUUUUGAACAGGGACAACUCUUAUUUCAGAAGUCUUGGAUCCAGAAAGGCACUUGGCUUUUUAUUCUACAUGAGAAUACCUUGUUACUUCCCUUUUUAAUAGCAAGAUUUAAAAGAGAAAUAAAUGUAAUCAUGUAGAAGUAAAACCAAAUGCUUUUAAACAUGUAGACAAAGAAUUAUUUUAUGUUUAAUAUGUCCACCAUUCAAAGAGUAAGGAUUUAUAAGGCAAGGAGUAUUCAGAUUAAACUGUAUAAAACAGUCUCACUAAUGACUUCCAGAAAGCUGUAUUUAAGUUGAAGCUUAGUCCACAGUGGAGCUAAGGAACAUUGAUAUAAAUAAACUUGUUACAAAAUGCGACAUUUCAGUCUGGUAUGAGGAAUACAUCAGAGCAAGUUUUUACAUCAUCAUGGCAUGCUCCAAGGCCUAAAAACUAUUUGUGCUUUUGAAACAAUAACAUUUAUUUAUUCAGGUGGCUCUUUUCUGGUUCUAUUAGAGUUUAUCGGGAAUAUGACUUGUUUAAAGCAUGUCAUUAUUACAUGGAAUCUAUAAUCUUUGCUUUUAGCUAGCUGAAUUAACUUAAUAUAUCAACUAAGUUGGAUAUUUUUUCAACAUUGCUAGGCAAGUAGCCUUAAGAAUUAUAAAGCCAGGCAUGGUAGUAGACACCUGUAGUCCAAACUACUCAGGAGGCUGAGCUGGGAGGAUCACUUGUGCCCAGGAGUUUGAGUCCAGCCUGGAUGACACAGUGAGACCCCAUCUCAAAAAUAAAUCUUUUUUUUUUUCCCCCUUGAGAUGGGGUCUCACUCUGCCACCCAGGCUGGAGUGCGGUGGCACGAUCUUGGCUCACUGCAACCUCUGCCUCCUGGGUUCAAGCAGUUCUCCCACCUCAGCCUCCCCAGUAGCUAGGACUACAGGCGCACACUACCACACCCAGCUAAUUUUUGUACUUCUUGGUAGAGAUGGGGUUUCACCAUGUUGGCCAGGCUGGUCUCAAACCCCUGAUCUCAGGUGAUCUGCCCACCUCAGCUUCCCAAAGUGCAGGGGUUACAGGUGUGAGUCACUGUGCCCAGCCAAAAAAAAAAAAUUUUUUUUAAAGUACUAUAAUAAGGAAGUAUGAAGGCUUAUAAGGAGUUAGAAUUCUGGCUGGGCGCGGUGACUCACGCCUGUAAUUCCAGCACUUUGGGAGGCCGAGGCAGGUGGAUCAGGAGGUCAGGAGAUCAAGACCAUCUUAGCCAACAUGGUGAAACCCGUUUCUACUAAAAUACAAAAAAAUAGCUGGGUGUGGUGGCGCAUGCCUAUAAUCUCAGCUACUUGGGAGGCUGAGGCAGGGGAAUCGCUUGAACCUAGGAGGCGGAGGUUGCAGGGAGCUGAGAUCAUGCCACUGCACUCCAGCCUGGCGACAGAGCAAGACUCUGUCUCAAAAAAAAAAAAAAAAAAAAAAAAAAAAAAAAAAUUCUAUUUAAUAGAAAACUCUGAAUCUUUCUUAUUUAUACAUUAAAAUAGGAAAACAUAGCCAAGAGCUUUAAUUUAGCCUGAACCUAUAUCUUGACAAAUAAUCCUGUGGGUAUUUUGCAAUACUGCAUUCAAGUCAAGCCUAACUAUUAGCAAAUACACAAAUCAAGAGACAUAUUUUGUCCUUAAUAAAAGAUAAUCGGCUGGGCACAGUGGCUCACGCGUGUAUUCCCAACACUUUGGGAGGCCGAGGCAGGUGGAUCACGAGGUCAGGAGAUCGAGACCAUCCUGGCUAACACAGUGAAAUCCCGUAUCUACUGAAAAUACAAAAAAUUAGCCAGGCGUGGUUGCACGCGCCUGUAGUCCCAGCUACUCAAGAGGCUGAGGCAGGAGAAUUACUUGAACCUGGGAGGCAGAAGUUGCAAUGAGCCAAGAUCGCACCACUGCACUCCAGCUUGGGUGACAGAGCGAGACUCCAUCUCAAAAAAAUUUAAAAAAAAAAAAUAGAAAAAUAAAAGACAACCAUUUAUUAACUAGAGUAAUACCCUAUUAUACCUUAUAGGCUCAGGAUAUGCUGCAGGAAAGGUAUAGAAUUAUUGCACAUUUGUGAAACUCACACUUCACUAUUCAACAUGGGCCCCAAUAACAGCAGGGAGCAAAGGAUUACUAAACUAGCCAGUACAUGAAUAGAUUAGGUUUAAUGAAUUAACUCCCAAGUGACACACUGUAUUUGGAAGAGAGACUCAUCUAGCCUAUUAUGAGUGUGUAGAUCUAAAAGUUUUCACACAUAAAUUUCAUUAAUUUGAAAGAUUAUUUUUAAACUGCAUAGGUCCACUUGCCUCUAAAUAAAAUGAACCUAAAAUAAAAACAAACUAUACUUUGUGAGACAUCCUGGUAUUUAGAAUUUUUCUACCUGUCUCUGAAAGUCAGAACCAUACUCCAAUGAGGCAAGUAUUUGGUUAUUCAACUUCUCAAAGUGUUUAUAGUAUACAUGGGCCAUAUUGUACAUAUUUAGAAAGUCUGUAGAUCAGCAGUCCCCAACCUUUUUGGCACCAGAGACUGAUUUCAUGGAAGGCAAUUUUUCCACGGACCUGGGGGCAGGGAGAAGGGAUGCAGGGAGGGGGUGGUUUCAGGAUGAUUCAAGUGCAUUACAUUUACUGUGCACUUUAUUAUCAUUUCAUUGUAAUAUAUAAUGAAAUAAUUAUACAACUCUCCAUAAUGUAGAAUCAGUGGGAGCCCUGAGCUUGUUUUCUUGCAACUAGACGUCCCAUCUGGAAGUGACGGGAGACAGUGACAGAUCAUCAGGCAUUAGAUUCUCAUAAGGAGCACACGACCUAGAUCCUCGCAUGCACAGUCCACAACAGGGUUCACGCUCCUCUAAGAAUCCAAUGCUGCUGCUGACCUGACAGAGGUGACCUGACAGAGGUGGAGCUCAGGCAGUAAUGCAAGCAGUGUGAGCAGCUGUAAAUACAGAUGAAGCUUCACUCUCACCUGCAGCUCACCUCCUGCUGUUCAGCGUGGGUGUGGGUGGCUGGGGACCCCUGUGGUAUAUUAUACACCCAAAGCAACUUUAGGAGAGAUAAUUUUUCCCAAUAUAACUGCAGAUUAUAAAAUUAAGUCAACAGGUAUUUUUCUUACCCUUCUAUGGUUAUUACUAUUCCAACUAAAUGUAUGAAUGGCCUAAUCUAAUUGUUUUUACAUCUUGGUUUAAUUUCUCAGUAACAAGUAAUUAUCACCAAAAUCUCAUUCCUUUUUUGAAAUCAAAACAAAAGCCCAAGUUCCUAGAAAUUAUUAUACAGGGAUAAAUGAGGCACUGAAGGUGGGAGAACCAUGAAAUUACAGUUGAUCCUUGAACAACAUGGGUUUGAAUGGUGUGGGUCCACUUAUAUACAGGUCUUUUUCUGUAAGUAUAUUGGAAAAUUUUUUUGAGAUUUGUGGCAAUUUGAAAAAACAAACCAUGUAGCCUAGAAAUAUAGAAAAAUUAAAAAGUUAUGUAGAUACUAGCCUAUUUUAUCAUUUACUAUAAAAUACACACAAAUCUAUUAUAAAAAGUUAAAAUUUAUAAAAACAUACAAACACAAACUGUACAUGGCACCAUUCACAGUUGAGAGAAAUGUAAACAAAGAUACAGUAUUAAAUCAUAACUGCAUAAAAUUAACUGUAGUACAUACUGAGCUACUAUAAUUAUUUUGUAGUUACCUCCUGUUGCUAUUGUGGUGAACUCAAGUGUCAAAAGAUCUGUUUAAAACACCAUGUGAUGCUAAUCAUCUCUGUGUGAGCAGUUCAUCUCUCCAUAAACCGUGGAUCACAGUAAAAAGUGAUCCCUUGCGGUUCUUGCAUAUUUUUCAUGGUUAGUGCAAUACUGUAAACCUUGAGGACAUAAAAACUGCAGGACCCAUAUGAAGCACCACCAGUCAUAGAAGUGCUCCCAAGAAGCACAGAAGAGUCAUGACAUUACAAGAAAAAGUUGAGUUGCUUGAUACCAUAGAUUGGGGUCUGUGGUUGCCCACCAUUUCAAGAUAAAUGAGUCCAGUAUAAGGACCAUUGUAAAAGAAAGAAGGAAAGAAGAAAGAAGGAAGGAAGGGAGGGAGGGAGGGAGGGAGGGAAGAAAAGAAAAACUCAUGAAGCUUUUGCUGCAGUUAUGCCACCAGGCAUGAAAACCUUGCACUUUUUGUGAAAUAGCUUUUAACUUGCAUUUAAAAUGCAGCUUCAUGUGAGUAUGGGAGUGCUCUAAGGCAUAUCCAUAGAUUCCAAUGUGAUUCAAGAAAAAGCAAAGGUAUAUGACAAAGCAAAAGGAAAGUAGAUUUGCUGAUGAAGAAGCAGCAGACGAGUUCACAGAUGCCAUUCAGAAGAUAACUGAGAAGAAAAGAUAUCUGCCUUAACAGGUUUUUAAUGCAGAAGAAAGUGCCUAUUCUGAGAAAUAAUGCCACAAAGGAAAUUUAUUAGAAAGAGAAGCAAGCACCAUGAUUUAGGCAGGAAAGGAUAAGCUAACACUGUGCAAAUGCAGUUGUGUUUACGAUCAGGACUACACAUAUCUGUAAACCUGCUAACCCCCAAGCCUUGAAGAAGAAGAAGAAAAAAAAAACACCAGCUGACAGUCUUUUGGUUGUAUACCAAGAAGUCCUAGACAAUGAGAACCCUUUUUCUGGAUUGGUUCUGUCAAUGCUUUGUCCCUAAAGUCAGGAAGUACCUUGCUAGUAAGACACUACCUUUGAAAGUUCUUUUGAUACUGGACAAUGCCCCUGGCCACCUAAAACCCCAUAAAUUCAACACCAAAGCGAUGAAGUGGUCUCUGUGCUCCAAACACAACAUCUUUAAUUCAGGAAUAAGGGGGUCAUAAGGGCUUUUCAGAUCCAUUACACACAGUACUCUGGAAAGGACUGUCAAUACUGUGAAAGAGAACCCCAAGAGAGAACAUUAUGAAAGUCUGGAAGGAAUGAUUAUGCCAUGCCACUGAAAAUGCCAUCAGUGUUACAGAAAAAGCUGUGAAAGCCAACAAGCCCAAAACAAUAAAUUCUGGCUGGAGAAACCUGUGCAGAUGUUGUGCAUAACUUCAUAGGAUUUACAAAAGAGUCAAUCAAGGAAAUCAUGAAAGAGAUUGUGGAUGUGGCAAAAAAAAAAGUGGGGUGUGAAGGGUUUCAAGAGAAAUUCAGGAGCUAAUAAACCCCACACCAUAGGAAUUAACAGAUGACUUGUUGAUGGAGACGAGUGCUUCCAAAUCAGUGCAAGAUGAUGAGGAAGAAAACUUAGAAGCAAUGCCAAAGAACAAGAUGAUGUAAGACAAUCUGGCAGAAGGGUUCCAAUUAUUCAAGGCUGCUUUUGACUUCUUUUACAACAUGGACUCUUCUAUGAUAUGGACACUGAAACUAAAGCAAACAGUAGAAGAACGAUUGGUACCAUAUAGAAACAUUUUUAGAGAAAUGAAAAAAGCAAAAAGUCCAAUUACAAUGUAUUUCUGUAAAAUUAGACCAAGUGUGACUGCCUCUUGUGCUUCCCCUUCCACCUUUGCCACCCCUGAGUCAGCAAGACCAACCGCUCCUCUUCCUCCUCAGUCUACUCAAUGUGAAGAUGACAAAGAGGAAGACUUUUAUGAUGAUCCACUUCUACUUAAUGAAUGGAAAAUAUGCUUUCUCUUUCUUAGGAUUUUCUUUAUAACAUUUGUCUUUUGUCUAGCUCACUUUAAGAAUACAGUAUAUAAUACAAAUAACAUACAAAA